GCUGGAUUAUUGGAGCCCUCAGAGAACAGCUCUCGUUCGAAACAAUCGCUGGAUAUCAUCAGGACCCUGGCAGGGGCUUGAGCCCCACUGCCAUUUUCAUCUUUUUCCCCCUUCGUUUUUUCUUUUUUGAGAGAGUGGGGAAGUCGUUUUUUAUCUGCUUACUCCCCCUUGCAGUUCCAUUCUUCUCUUCUCCCUGCCUUACUCCCGCUCUUUCCCUUUCUGUCCUUUUUUGAAAAAGAGAGCCUUUGUGUCACUCCAUUUUUAGCUCCCCUUUGCUAUGCUGUGCACAUUGUCACCCAGUGGAAAGCCGAGUGGUGGCAGUGGGUUUGUUCCUCAGGAAGCAUUUCAGUCCCGUUGCAUGCAGAGCUCCGAGGGAGGGUCAGACACCACGGCCAGCGUGGCAGCGCUGCGGACGUCAUCAUCAGCUCAGGCCCCUGUGGUACAGCCUGUUCCAGCCUCCCAGCAGAGGGUGCUGGUUCAAGCCACAGGCUCAGCUCAGAAGGGAGGACAAGUACAGCAGCUUUCAGUACCCAGGGUUCAACAGGUCCCUCAGCAGGUGCAGCCGGUGCAACAUGUCUACCCAUCCCAGGUCCAAUAUGUAGGAGAAAGUGGAGAGACUGUUUACACCAAUGGAACUAUCCGAGCAGCCUACUCCUACAACCCAGAGGCUCAGUUGUAUGGGCAGAGCAGUGGGGGAACCUACUUUGACUCGCAGGCCGGUGGAGCUCAUGUCACCACGGUGGUCUCCUCUGCCAGUGGCGGGGUGCCCCCUCAUGGCAUGGUAGGCAUCGCUAUGGACGUGGGCAGCAGCCACAUCAUCUCCAGCGGAAGCACCUACUUGAUCCAUGGAGGAAGUAUGGAGGGAAGCCGCAACCACAUAUCACACUCAUCACGCUCCUCCUCAGCUAUGCUUGAAAUGGCGAUUGAAAACCUCCAAAAGUCUGAAGGAAUUGCAAGUCACAAAAGCAGCCUGCUCAACAGCCAUCUGCAGUGGCUGCUGGACAACUAUGAGACAGCGGAGGGAGUGAGCCUGCCCCGGUGCUCCCUGUAUAACCAUUACUUGCGGCACUGUCAGGAACAGAAACUGGAUCCGGUCAAUGCAGCCUCCUUCGGCAAGCUUAUCCGCUCUGUCUUCAUGGGCCUGAGGACCCGCCGCCUCGGCACCAGAGGCAACUCUAAGUAUCAUUACUAUGGCAUCCGGGUGAAGCCAGACUCACCGCUCAACCGGCUGCAGGAAGACACCCAGUACAUGGCCAUGAGGCAGCAGCCUGUCCACCAGAAACAGAGGUUCAAACCUCUACAGAAGGUGGACGGUAUGUCUGACAGCCUGUGUGGGAGCUCUCAGCACUGUAACAGCACUCCAGAGCAGUCCGUGGCUGCUCAGAGCCAACACCACCAGCAGUACAUAGAUACGUCCCACACCUUGCCUCCAUUUCCCUCUCCUGACUUGGGCACCCAGCCUCUGCCUGAGCGCAUCAACAUGAAUGAUAUCAAGAAGCUGCAGACACUCUACAGAGACCACUGCGAGGCUACUUUGGACGUGGUGAUGAACCUCCAGUUCCACUACAUUGAGAAACUCUGGCAGACCUUUUGGUAUUCAACAUCGCCAUCUAGUGACGGAAGUACCACCAUCCCCAGCAGUGAUGAUGACCUGGAAGGUGUGAUCCCCACAGAGAAGCUGGUGGCUCUGUGUAAAUAUGAACCAAUCAGACUAUGGAUGAGGAGCUGUGAUCACAUUCUCUACCAGGCUCUGGUAGAAAUCCUCAUCCCUGAUGUGCUGCGUCCUGUUCCCAGCACUCUCACUCAGGCCAUUCGUAACUUUGCCAAGAGUCUGGAGGGCUGGCUGACUAACGCCAUGACCAACUUCCCUCAAGAGAUUGUCCGCACCAAGGUGGCGGUGGUCAGUGCAUUUGCCCAAACACUGAGACGUUACACCAGUCUGAACCACCUGGCCCAGGCAGCCCGCGCCGUCCUCCAGAACACCUCCCAGAUCAACCAGAUGCUCUCUGACCUCAACCGGGUGGACUUUGCUAACGUCCAGGAGCAGGCGUCAUGGGUGUGUCAGUGUGACGAGAGCGUGGUUCAGCGUCUGGAGCAGGACUUUAAGGUCACCCUGCAACAGCAGAGCUCUCUGGACCAGUGGGCCACCUGGCUCGACAACGUGGUCUCUCAGGUCCUGAAGCCUCACCAGGGCAGCCCCAGCUUCCCCAAAGCUGCACGCCAGUUCCUGCUCAAAUGGUCCUUCUACAGCUCCAUGGUGAUCAGAGACCUGACCCUGCGUAGUGCAGCCAGUUUUGGCUCUUUCCACCUGAUUCGCCUACUGUACGAUGAGUACAUGUUUUACCUGGUGGAACACCGUGUGGCUCAGGCCACCGGAGAAACUCCCAUUGCUGUCAUGGGAGAGUUCAGUGACCUGAGCUCUAUGAUGCCGUCACUCAUGGAAAAAGAUGCAUCCUUCUCUGAUGAGAUGAGUGACCUGGGCAGUGAUGCUGAUGCGUCCAGAGGACCUACUGAACCAGCUGUAAAGAGAGAGAGGAUUGAAAUGAGCCACCCUCUGCAGGAGAUGUGAGUCGAGUCCGAACGGGGCCGGACUGAAAGCCACAAGGACCAGCAUCUCUCCCUAAAAAGGUGACCCUAAAGUGGCUUUUGGGGCCCUUUGGGAUGCAGCGGCUUUUGGGCCGAGCACACUGCGUCCUUCUGCAGUCGGUGUGUGCAAUGUACAUAGAGAAGAAAGUAGCAGUGUCAGUCCUCCCCUCACUAGCGUUCAAUGGAAAGUGAUCUUUCUCCCAGGAAGCCCACGUCUGUUUUUUACUCACAGGGGUGUAACACAGGUCUGAUUUUCUUUCUGUUUUUGUUGCAACUGUGAAUGACUUUGUGCAGUAUCUUUUUAUUGGAUGUGUAACUUUGAGCGGUGGUGUGUGGUGUUUGUGAUUCUUCUUCUCUUAUUUUAACUAGCUGUGCCAGUGUCAUUUGAGUGCCUUAGAUCGCUAACUUUGAAACCACCACUACAGAUGUCUAUCUGUCCCUCAGCUGUGCCUCUACCGCAGUAUGAAUGUAUCGUCUCCAAACCUCAGACAUUCAAAGCACCUUUAACAUUGAUUAGGUGUAGGUGUGUACACUCCUUGUUGCCUCUGCUGCAGCUCGCAGCAAACACACACAAAAAAAGACAACAAGAAACAUGCAACCUACUGACCCAAAGGACCUUUCCCUCAGUCGUUCCCACCAGCUUAGCCAUAGUCGUGGUUCUGUAGGGCCUCGUAGUCUCGCAGUAGUCAGUAAGGCAGGGACCUCAGUAUGUUACCUGUGUAAAAUGUUGGUUUGUUUACCUCAAUAGAUUUCUAUGCUGUGCUCCGUUUGGCUCAGAUGACAUGAGGCAAGUAUUAAAAAUAAAAAUGUAGCCACUGUUGCGGUUUGUGUGUCCCACUCCGUUUCCUUUCAUGUAAAUAGUUCUCCACAAAUGGUUUCAAAUCCUGCGUUGGCUCCUCCGUGUGCUGUAAGGAUGCAUUCGGUAAGUCCUCGUUCAGUGACUCGUAUGUGCAAACCUGUGGUAGUCUACUCUGCUGCCACAGAGCUGAGAAUAAAUCCAGAGUAAUCAACUUAAUGGAGAUGGGAUGUUAAAACCUAAACUGGAAUCUGGUCUGUCUCAUUGAGCCUUGUUUCAUGAUUUAAAAAAAAAAAAGUGGUUGUACAUUUCAUCUAAGGAAGAUAAAUCAAUACAUGUUGAGAGUGUUGGACCUGUAAAACCAAAAUUCUUACACCAAGAUCUCGUUGGCGUCUGAGCCAGCCCACGCUUCCCGACUUCAGAUACUUUGACCUCAUGCUGUUACUCAGAUAAAAGUCUUUGGUUCUGUUUGAAUUAGAUAGAAAAAUACAGUGCGUUAUUUGGGGAAUUUGUCCAUAUAUAUAAUAUAUAUAUAUAUAUAUAUAUAUAU
Messenger RNA from Siniperca chuatsi (mandarin fish), 3932 nucleotides. RefSeq names its product regulatory factor X, 2 (influences HLA class II expression) (gene rfx2). The coding region runs from base 278 to 2569 and encodes 763 amino acids. The transcript is spliced from 18 exons. Gene Ontology annotation, cellular component: nucleus. The record is from RefSeq and is a predicted model, not a curated record. Gene Ontology annotation, molecular function: DNA-binding transcription factor activity, RNA polymerase II-specific; RNA polymerase II cis-regulatory region sequence-specific DNA binding. Gene Ontology annotation, biological process: regulation of transcription by RNA polymerase II. NCBI's taxonomy places the organism in Eukaryota, Metazoa, Chordata, Actinopteri, Centrarchiformes, Sinipercidae.